This is a messenger RNA of Sitodiplosis mosellana (orange wheat blossom midge), 5844 nucleotides long. RefSeq lists its product as uncharacterized. The transcript is spliced from 3 exons. Bases 4010 to 4807 code for a protein of 265 amino acids. NCBI's taxonomy places the organism in Eukaryota, Metazoa, Arthropoda, Insecta, Diptera, Cecidomyiidae. The record is from RefSeq and is a predicted model, not a curated record.
AUGAAUUUGGAUUUAUGACAAAAGCCUACCGUUUCUUCACAUGACUCUCUUAGAAACAAAUGAUAAGUAGAAAGAAUUGUAUGGUUUUGAUUUUUGAAUUUAUUUCCGUAGUUCAAUUGAAAUAAAUCGAGUAAAUGUUCACAAAUCAGUUGUACUAUUACUUUUUCGAAAAUGAUCGCAGAUCUGUAUUGUAUAUAUCUAUUUAUUUUUUUAUUUAACACAGCCAAGCUGUGGCUGAAUGAAGUUAAAAAGUAUCUCUUUGAAAUAACAUAAAAAUAUAUAUCAUACAAUCAAGAUGGAAAUGCUUGGUAAGUGGUCAGAUGAUAAACGGUCCAGAAUAACCUUUGGUAAACGUUUCCAAAAGGACAAAGGCUAUGUGAAGCGUUAGGUAAUUACACGUUUAGUUUGUGACUCUAGGACUGCAAAAGUCAUCAUUCAAUUUAUACCGGUAGAUAAAUUGACGAAAAAUUUUACGUCAGUUCAAGCAGAUCCAUGUUGAUUGUAGAGUGCUUCGAGUUUACAAUAACCAAUUUUUUGGCUUGUGCAAGGUCGAUUUGACGUUUGAUUUUUGGCCACGUUCCGGCUUCUGUCCGAGAACUAAGGGGUUAGACUCGGGCAUGCACAAAACUACACGCUUGAGUAAAGCGAUUGCGAGGGUGUGCUUGCAAAUUGGAUUUUGCAUGAAAUAUGGACAAGAGCAUGUAGAUUCGGUCCAAUUUUCAGCAAAAUUUAGCUGAUACACGCAAGCUAGCUGAGUAUUCAUGGAAUGACUCUGUUCUGUAAAAUAGCUGCAUGGCAGUUGCACCAUCCAAAACCAUACAAUUCUUUCUACUUACCAUUUGUUUCUAAGAGAGUCAUGUGAAGAAAAGGUAGGCUUUUGUCAUGAAUCCAAAUUCAUUUUUCGAAAAAUUGUGGACGAAUUUCAAAAUAUUUUGGACCAUUUUCUAAAUAUUUUGGACGAAUUUCGAAUAAUUUUGGACGAAAAUCAAAUUUCAAAGUUGGAGACGAUAACAGAUUUGGACCUUUUUAUAAUUUUAUUUUCAAAACCGGCCAAAAAAAUGAGAAAAACGACAAUUUUUUUUCCAUUUUUUGGACGAAAUUUCAAUUAUUCACUGAUAUCUGUCUUCGGGAAAGUUAUGAUCAUAGUGCUAAAAUUAUAUCAAUAAAUUUUGUUUGAAUGCAUCACAUAUUCCCAUACAAAUGUAUGUAAAUAUAUAGGGAUCCUGCCAGAGCUGAGGGGUCCGUUCUUAGUAUUUGUACAUCCUUAUAUAAUCCUUUUUGAGGACUUUUUUGUAAUGUGUUUUCUGCUAGAUAGAUAGUCAAUGAAAUUUUAGGGCAGGUAGCUCUGAGCUCAAGUUGCUAGCUGAAUUAGAAAUAUGUUAAAUUAAUAAAGUUGAAGUUUAAAUACGGUUCGCGGCAAAUUGGAACUCCUAAGAAAUUAGAAUUGAAUUUCCAGGUGUUAUUUCUAAUUUGCGAGGUUUUUAAUUUUCGCGUGCAGAGAUGACUUUAUCGCUACAGCGAGUAUUUGUGUUGUUUUUUUUUGUUUUUUUUUUCGUUAUACUUUACCUUUUUGUUGGCCAACAAAAACUUUGUAUCAAUACUUUGUGUAACAUAAAAAAGAACAGUUAUUGAAAAACCACAUUCAUUUAGUUUUAUUUAACACCGCCAAGCUCUGGCUGAAUAUAAUGAGGUUUAAAUAAGUGUUUGGCCGGAAAAGAGUGCAAGACUGUUACAUCAAUUUAUAAUAAUAAUAAUUUACACCGAUUUAGUAAUCUUUCAGUUCUCGCCUCGUUAAAAACCUGGCUCUUUUCAUAAAUUAUGCAGUAUCAAGAAUGCGCGUAAUUACUAAGUGCAUAUGACCACACAAUGCGAAUACCGGGUCUAAGCUCUUCUUUAUUAUGUCACACAAAAUAUUAUAACGAAAAAAUCUUUUGGUCAAAGUAGAAUGAGAAAACAACAAAAAUACUCGGGUGCGCUAAAGUCAUCUCUGUUUGCGUGUGAUUAUGAUAUGAGCAAUCCAUUUUUAUUUCCAAAUGAAACAUUUCAUAUUACAACAGUUAAGCUAUAUUAGCUUUGGAAGUGGCUCAUUUUGGGGCGAUCAUUAUCGUCAACAAACUGAUUAAAUAGUGUUCAAAAAAUGAAAGUUUUAAAAUCAAUCAUAGUUUACUUUCCAUCUGUUCUCACUUUGAUCAGAUAUUGAGACAAUUUAUGCAAAAAAAAAACAUCAUAAACACUGGCGGGAUUCUAAACACUCUCCAAAAAAAAUUCACAAGUUUUCGUGUGAUUUGUGAAAACAUUUGUGAUUUUCAAAACAACGAAUUCGAUUGAUUGUUUUCUAUGUGAUUUCUAUUUUCGCAACAUUCCACUGUAACCUUUCGUGUGAAUAUUUUCACGAAAGUCUUUGAUGAAAUAUUUUAUUUUUGGAAAAAUCCUAUCGCAAAACUGGUUUCUAGCAGAGUUUCUGCCAGAUAUGCUCGAUGAACCGAGUGGAGAUAUGCUGAAUUAAUCGUUCAUUUGACAUUAUUUAUUGAAAAAUACCAUCCCAACUAAGAGUUGAUGAAGCCAAUUAAAAGUAAAUUCAAAAAGAGAAACAAUAGGUAGGAUUCACUUGCAGUCUAGGGGGUAAAAUCAUUUUUUUCAUCUUUUAUAUCCCCACGCAUCAAGUAAUUGGAAAUUCAAUGGUAUGCAUGCAAAUCCGAAAUAUCCAGGUAUAUUCAACAAUAUUCAUCGUGAACGACAAAUGAAUAUUACUGAAUAUACAUAUAUAUGUCAAAUUUACGUGUAUACGUAUGAAAAAUAAAAAUAGCAGCAAAUAGUAGUGAAUCAAACCUUCAACCGUAAAUUUGAACGAUUUUGGUAGAUAACGGUGAAUAUUGGAACAUUUUUUGACAUUACAGUCUAAUGAAUAUUAUUAAAUAUACAUAGAUAUUUGAGAUUGACGUGCAUACCAGUAAAUUUGUGCAGAUUGUAUAGUCAAAAAAUGUUCCAAUAUUCACCUUAAUCCACCAAAAUCUGCCAAAAUCCUUCAAAAGUGGUUCAAAUUUUUGGUUGAAGUUUUGAUUCACUAUUAUUUUUAUUUUUUCAGAGUUAUUUGCGUUCUGCAAAAUCGCGUGAAGCCCCUAGCUUGCAGUGAAGAUUCAUGUAACAUGAGAUUUUGAAAAUCCACAUAAAUUUAAUUCAAACAUUGACUAAUUGAAAAUAUCAGUGUUUUAAAACAGAGUUUGACUUAUCCGCCAGAUAUAUGCUAUGGCAUAAAAAAAAUAUGCGCAUAUUUUUUGGUACAUUUGGAUUUUGUGACUAACUUACCAUGUAAAUUCAUAUGGAUAUCACGAAUUUGGGACCAAAAAUUUCGUGUGACAUUGAAACUAUUGUUUCGUGAAGCCACAUUAGGAUUUUGCUAAAAAUCACAAUCGAAAAUAAAACAACGGAAUUUAUUCAUAAAAUUUUCACAUUUCACAUGAAAAUUUGAGAAAAUGUUUGGAACGUUUUUCAGAAUCCCGCCACAGAUUAAUAAAAUCAUAAUCAUUUCUAAUGUGUUACACACAGGGAUCGAAACCAAACCAAACCGAAUAUUUGGUUUAAGUGUGUGAACAAACCAAACCAUUCGGAACGUUCUGAAAAAUGGUUUGUAUGGCACACAGAAACGUUUAUGCUUACGUGUAUUAGUAUACGACACUAACACAGUGACAACCCGCUUGAACGUUGCCCAUACAAACCAUUCUCAGAACGUUCCGCUUGAUAUGGUUCGCUCCGAUGAACAGAGAGCAAAGCAGUGAAACCGUUCCGAAAUCGGUUUGUAUGAGAAACGUCAAACCGUUUUCGAUCCCUGGUUACACACAUUCAGAGCAUUCAUUAAAUAAACAAUAAUGCUAGGGACUAACCACGGUUUUAAAAAUAACCAAUAAUGACCGACUUUAACAUUUUUUAUCAUUUGAACAAAUAAAUUCCGAUAUGAUCACAUUUUAGUCGAUUUUGCCCGAUUUUUGCAGUAAUUUUUUCGCUUUAACGAAUGCAUACUGUUCUAGAAGCGGAUUUUGGUGCAUCCUCAGGAUCGUUCAGAACUGCUCCCGAUUCUGGAAGUGGGUUUUGGUGGAUCUUCAGGAUGGACCAGACUGGGUUUGACAAUGCCCUGGCCCAUCCUGAUGAUCCACUUCCAGAACCGGGAGCAGUACUAAACGAUCCUGAGGAUCCACCAAAACCCACUUCCAGCAUUUUUGAAGAGCGAUACGCCUAUUUACCGCAACCGAUGAUCAUCAAGAAUGCUUUUAUGGAUUGGAAAGCUCGGAAACAACUCACUUUUCAAUAUUUGAAGGAAGUUUACAACAGAUGGCCUGACGCUUUAAAUCAUUUUAGUAAUGAAUGCCAAUUUUUGCCUUUCAAAUCCGUAUUCGCUACGUUGAAUGAGUUCUUUAAUAUGCCUGAGUCGGAUGUCAACAGUGGCAACCCGCCUUGGUACGUUGGCUUCUCGAAUUGCCAUCCAAAUAUCUUGAAAGAAUUACGCGAACUUUAUCCUCGGCCACACUUUCUGCCAACCGAUGCAGAGCUACCAAAUACAGACUAUACUUUCCUUGGCGAAGGCGAAGGCGCUGUAAUGCAUCUAGAUUACAUUCCAAGAUUGAUGUGGCAAGCUCAACUGCAAGGCAAUAAAACCUGGUUCAUAAGCCCCACCCCAGAAUGUGAUUCAAAGUGCUCCAGUUUUUCGUUCUAUGUGGAAGCAGGCGAUGCAGUUUUGAUUGACACACGGAUUUGGUAUCAUGGCACCAUUACAGGACAGUUCUCAAUAACCAUUCAGUCAGAAUAUGGCUAAAUAUUUUCAUUUUGGCUAUGAAAUACAAGGUUUUAUUGAAAAUCUUCAAAAACCUACAGAAGCUAUGUACUAUUAAUUUACUAAAUAAAUAAUAAAUAUUAAAGAAAUGUUUUAAAAGAAAUAUUCAACGAAUAAUAAAAGGGUUUUUGAAGAUUUUCAAUUAAACCUUGUAUUUCAUAGUCAAUAGGUGAAAAUGAAAAUUCCGUUAUACUAUUAGAAUCAGUACCAAAGACAAAUUCGAGAAACUCGUUUAGUACCGCAUCAGAAUAUGGCUAAAUAUUGCUGCAAGAGUCAUAGGUUUUUAUUUUCUGGUAUAUCAAUAGCACAAAAUAUUUCACACAUUCAUUAGCAUUUGUGGAUAUAUUUGCCUUAGCAUGAUACAAUUUUAUUCCAUACUUAUUGGCAUUAUUCAGAAACAUACCGCAGUUUCCGGGAAGAAAUCAAAGUACCCCUUCUGGUUUGACUUUGAUUUAAGAAGUAAAUUAAAAAAGAUAGAUAAGGCUCGACUCAAGUGGAAAAGAACCGCUAUGGACAGUGAUUACCAGUUUUUCUCUGAUCUUAGAAGGGAAUGCAAACUGAAAAUUGAACAGUAAUUACAUGAAUAGCCUCCAAAUUAAUAUCAAAUCAAACAUAAAACUGUUCUGGGCGAGGGGCAAAUCACUCUACAAAUUACUUCCAUACUAGUUCUAAAUUACUUUCUAUUACCUAGCCUAUUUAGUAGGCAAAUUGGAAAUUACUUUUUACCAAAAGUCAAUGACAUGAAACUAACAUAUUUUUUCAAUGUACCGAUGUAUUACGAUGUGACAUCUAUACCACAAAUUACUUUUAUACUAAAAUUUAUAUCAAAGUAAAAUCUCAAGAAAAUGCUGACAGACUUUAAAACGACAUUGAUAUAGACUGUACAAAAGGGUGUUUUUCAUAACCUGAAAAAGAAAAAUGGUAGAUUUUAAAUUAAAGAGGAAAAAAUUCUGUAUCAAUUAGUGGUGUUCACACAACGGAGCAAUCGAUAUUUGUUAAAAAAAAACUUUAAUGCUAAA